GUUCGAGCAGAGAGGUGAUGGACUCACACAUGGAUGCGUCAGAGAAGCAGCCGGCCACAUAGAGGUGUGCGUCCAUAUGCACAGAUGGACGUUCAAAUCCAGCCAACAGACAUUCACACACCACCAGCACCACCCCAGCCAGCAGUAGCUAGUCCCUCGUGCAUCAGUGAGGCGCUCACCUCCGUGUGUCCUUGGUGGUGUGUCUCGUGUGGGGUGUGUGUGGGGUGUGUGGCGAGGUGCAAAACAUAGAGCGGGCGACGACACACCUUGCAUGUCAAAUAAGAAGUCUCGAAGUUUCGUCCACCACGCGCACUCAUUUGCACGCGCUACAGCCACCUCAUACGGCCCUCCUUCAACACGCGUAGCCUGCCAGCGCGCCUGCACACGAUCCAUCUACACAUAUAAAGACACAUGACUAUAGACGCGCAUCGUCAUGCCAUCAUGAUCUGUGUGGCUCUCACCUUCAUGGUCUAAGGCGCCUGGCCGUCGAGCACGAUGGCGGCGAUGGGGCCGAGGACGCGACGCACCUUGGCGGCCGUCCGAGGGAAUCGCUGGGCGAAGGGGGCAUCAUGGGGGACACCUGCUGCUGGCGCCUCGGUGGUGGCGAUAAAGAGGUGUACUGCACGCACACAAGAGAGGAGCGCAUAAUCAGGCGACAGCAUGAGGAUGUGCUGUGAAUGUGUAUGCGUACCGUCCUGGCUGUUGCCUGGGAAGAUGCCAAAGCUAAUCCAUGCGAUGAACGGAUCGGCGGCCGUUGUCAGCACGUGCAGCUGCACACACAGCCCAUUAGCCGCCUCCCAUGUCAGCAUGUCCGAGCAUCCGUUGACGGGUGUGUGUGGCGAUCGAGUCAUGAUGCGGUCGAGAUGGCCUCCACGUACACGACUGACACACACACCACAUGGCCAUUAACCCUCUCAUUGUGUGCCGUCCAUCCACUCACCGGUCAACCACCACCAUUGGCGAGUCGGUGAAGGGGCCAGCAGCCUCAAUCCGAUGACACUGGAGCAGCUCCUUCAGCAGGCAGCUCGCCGAUGCGAAGACGGCGCCACCGUUGACACCGACCGUCGCCCAGCCCACACCAUUCUGCCACGUAAUGCGGCUGUGGACAGGCGGGUCGUGGGGCUUGGUGUGCUGCUGGAAGGGGUGGCGCGAGAAGGGAUGGACGGGGCGGUCGGGCCGGGGGAGGGGCGGGUUGAUGGUGAUGGCAAAGUUGGGCUCGUUGCGGAUGGCGCGAAUCUCAUGGUUAUGGCGGAACAGCUGGAGUGUGCCGUCAUGCUGGCCGUUGGGGCGGCGGAGGGCCACACGGCGGCCGACGAGCAUGCAAUGGGCACAGAAACGGGGCAGCGACAAGAAGUC
This is a messenger RNA of Vitrella brassicaformis, 1356 nucleotides long. Lineage: Eukaryota; Vitrellaceae. The record is from the annotation of a GenBank genome assembly.